Molecule: messenger RNA, 1049 nt
Organism: Colletotrichum phormii
Lineage: Eukaryota; Fungi; Ascomycota; Sordariomycetes; Glomerellales; Glomerellaceae
Product: heterokaryon incompatibility protein-domain-containing protein
Exons: 2
Source: RefSeq, a predicted model, not a curated record
CUCACGGAUUGCUUAGCAUCGCACGAUUGCUCAAUGCGAAACAACAGCGGAUGGGCCCCUACACGUCUGAUUGAUCUAGGACAGCCACCCUCCGACGUGACCAAGCUUGUCACGUCGGCAUCUCUACCGCGCCCAGUCCGGUGGAUGACGCUGAGUCACUGCUGGGGGUUCAAGCAGCCGUACAUUCUCCUAGAAAGCAACAUCACGCAAUUUAUGAGAGAGAUACCUCACUCGGAGCUCUCACGAACCUUUUCCGACGCCUUCAUCAUCGCGAAGAAACUCGGCGUCCGAUAUCUGUGGAUAGAUUCCAUCUGUAUUGUCCAGCAAAGCGAAGAGGACUGGCGACGAGAGGCUCCUACUAUGGGCAAGGUGUACAGCCUGUCACUUUGCACUAUAUCUGCAAGCCAUGCGACGGACGGAUCCGGCGGCUGCUUCUCGGACAGAGACCCUUGGACUGUCUUGCCUUGUGAUAUCCGUCACCAUUCUCGACGGAUCCCAAGGCGCCACCAACUGCAAGAUAGAUGGAAAACGGACAUUUCACAAGCGCCCCUGCAUAAACGGGCUUGGGUCUUUCAGGAGCGGCUGCUCUCUCCCAGGACGCUCUACUUCGGCCAGCAGCAGAUCCUAUGGGGCUGUGGCCAGCACGAGCUCUGUGAAUCGUUUCCUGGAGGCGUGCCGUCGCAGUCUGCUUCUAUUUGGUGGCAGUUCAUAGGCGACCGGAGAAGUUUCCGGAAUAUGCUGCUCGAGAGCGCCGGUACCAAGCCCUUCGAGCGGCUAUGGUCAGAAACGGUGAAAGAAUACUCGAAGACACAGCUCACGUUCCCCAGCGACAGGCAGGUGGCGUUUUCAGGUCUUCCCGGCCAGUUGAAGGAAGAGCGUGAUACCAAGCAAGCAUAUGGUGUUUGGAUAGAUGAGAGUUUGCCCUGGUCUCUGCUUUGGGGUCCUGAAAAAAAGGUUCAGGCGCGGCCGACCGAUUAUCUAGCGCCCUCAUGGUCAUGGAUGACACUGAAUACCUCGGUAACAUUCGGAAACUGGUAUCCGCAUGGGAC